AUGGAUCAAUCACAGUCACCCGCCGUUCCCAUUCCCUCUUCGCCCUCCCGCGGUGCCGCCGGCGCGCAAGAUGGAGGUGUCAUCGUUGACACCCUGGUCGUGAAGAACAUCCCAUUUCACCUGGCCGAUGUCGAUUUUGUCUCCAUUUUGAACACGUUCGACGCCAAGCCCAAGCAGGUCCGAUACAUCUAUGACAAGGCUGGUGGCGGCGGCUUCAAGGGCAUGGCCUUCGUCAAGUACAAUCGCGAUGUCAACAUCAACGCGAUGAUGGCCGCUCUGCAGGGCCUCGACAUAAUGGGACGCAAACUGCGGAUCGAGCUGAAGCGCACGCCGGCCCAGCAGCCCCAAACGCCCACCCAACCUCAGCAGUUGGCGUCGUACGAGGAGGGUUACGACAAGGCCUCGCCGCAGCGAAUCAACGGGCGGCCUCGCCGAGGGACCGUGGAGCGGAGGGGCCGAGAGGAGGACGUUGUGGUCGAGCCCUUCGGGAGCUACGGCAGCAGCUACGGCAGCCCCACGUCCUCGUCCUGGGAACCAUCUCGCAAGAGGACUACCCGAAGUGUGAGCAAGGGCGGCAACAGCUACAUCCCCAAGGGACCGGACGGGACCAAGGGUUUCUCCAGCGAAUACCAGGCGCGCAGGACAACCUUCCCCGCCACCCAGCCGCCGGCUGAGGCCAUCAACGGAGUCUCGGCGGAGGAGACCUCGGAGCCCAGCCGAGAGCUGGCCGUCAACGUUGGCGAAAUCAGCGUGCAGGAGUGA
Acanthamoeba castellanii str. Neff is the source of this 762-nucleotide messenger RNA. Its product is annotated as RNA recognition motif domain containing protein. Gene Ontology annotation, molecular function: RNA binding. Lineage: Eukaryota; Discosea; Longamoebia; Acanthamoebidae. The coding region runs from base 1 to 762 and encodes 253 amino acids. The record is from RefSeq and is a predicted model, not a curated record. The transcript has 5 exons.